This is a messenger RNA of Enterobius vermicularis (human pinworm), 2823 nucleotides long. Lineage: Eukaryota; Metazoa; Nematoda; Chromadorea; Rhabditida; Oxyuridae. The record is from the annotation of a GenBank genome assembly.
AUGAAUCGUGUAGAAGAUACGGCUCUUCUUCAGGCGCCAUUUCAUAUCGCUAAAGAAGGGUUUGAAGGUAUUAUUGAAGUUUGGAAUGAUGCUACGAUUGAAGUUCGGAACAUCUUGAAUAAUGAGUGUGAAAUUUUGCUUCAGUGCAGGUAUUGCCGAAAUGUUUUUCGUAGUCUGAUUAACUUUAUAUCUCAUAAACGCGGUUUCUGUCGUACACUUCAUACAAUUCAGAAUAUUGCAAGUUUAAGCAGAAACUCAAAAAAAGACGAAAAAACCGCUGCCGAAAAGGCUAAACUUUUUACUGGAGAUGAGGUCAACAGCCAUAAGACGGCGAAAAAGACAAAGGGCUUGCUGAAACGUCUAAAUAUAGUUGGGGUCUUGAACAAAAGAAUUGGACACUCUGAAAUUGAAGAUUCUCAGUUGAAGUAUGAUUUACUGACCUUACCAAGGAUUGGGAAAGCGGUCCCAAUGACGACGUUCAAUAAUGGAGUUCAGGUUCUGAAAACUAUGCCGAAACAGAUUGUUACACAAAGGCAGGAGAAACCUGGUUGCACGGCCUUAGUGAUACCUCAAGACCACUGUGUGCAGUAUUUGGACAUGAAUCUGAGACGACGUGAAAACAACCAGAAAGAGAAUUGUGCAAGAGAAGUCACCGAUAAAGAGGUUGCUGUUAUGGAUAUAUUGGAAAGACUUAGGCCUAAUCUUGCUGACUUUGGCUCUUUAAAGUGCCUAAAUCAAAAGUGCGAGGGAACACAACCAUUUGCAUCGAUAUUUGUGCUGGCCUAUCAUAUUUCUGUAAAACAUAAUUGUAGAAAUGCUUUAUCUGGUUGUAUUCAUUGUUUUGUUUGUGGUUCUGAGUUCAGCAGUUAUUGCGAUAUGGUUGAACAUCUCCGGCAAGAACAUGAAGGUCAUCGUAAACACCAUCUUGAGGCUAGAAUACUAAUUGCUAUGGAAAAAGAACAAAAGAAGUUCAAGAAGUUGAAAAGUGUAGGACAGAUAUUUACUAAGAUUUCCAAUGCUAAUUUAACUAACAAUGGUUCCCUCUACUGUUUUGACGAUGGGGAGAAUGAGGUGACUGGCCAACAGUCUGUUAGUGAAAGAUCUCGAAGUUUGAGUCCUUGCGAAGAGGAUGACGUUGAUAAGACGAAGUAUCAGGACGUUGACUUUUGCCCAAAAAAUUUAUGGGCUAGCGACCGAAAACGGGUUGGAUUCCUUUUUAGCACUGGUGACGGAAAUUUGGAAAGGAGUGACGACGACGAAGUCACACUGCAAUCAGAUGAAAUUGAACGUUCUUUUGAAACUAAACAUGAUGAGGCCGUAACUGACUGUGUAUGUCGUCUGGUUAGUAUUCUAUGUGCUAAUGAAUCAAAGCCUUCAAAAAAAAGGGAAAGUGUAGCAGAUAAUGAAAGGGCAAAAAACGCUGACCUAAAAAGUCCAAAUGAUGCUAAUCUUGGGAAUCCCGUCCAAGUGUGUAAUACUGAUAGGAAAGAUCUUGUAUCUUCGGUGGUCGAUUUUGAAGAAAACUCAAAAAAAAUGAAUUCUUCGAACGUUGUUUCACGAGCAUCAUGUAGCGGUUUAGUCCAGCCACGUCAAACUAGUCCCCUUUGUAUAAAGCAACAAAGAAACAUUGCUUGCGAAGAAAGGCAAGAAGUAAAAAAGAACCGAGUAAUGGUGGAAAAUAAGAAAGACAAGCGCUUACAUUCAAAAGACACAACGGAUUUUGAACAAAAAAAAGUACGGAAGCCAAGAUGGAAGGUUGGCAGACGACCGUGUAAGCGGUUAAAAAGUGAAGCAGCAGAUCAAGGGAAAACCAGUGGCUCUGACGAGAAUAAGGAGCUAGCAGCCAACAGUAAAGAAAGUAUGGCAGAGCCAGAAAGUAUUUCUGGAACCUCGUAUUGUCAUCACAAGAAGAGGGUCUCAAAUCAGUCAGGACUCGGCGAGAGCGAAGCAGGCAUUGAUAGUCGAUUAAGGAGUAAGCGAAUUCGAUUAGACAGUCAAAAUGCGUCAACAUUUGAAUCUGUAAAAAACUUAAAGUCAUCAGAAGGACCUUCAGCCGGUCCAAACGAUACAUUGAAACGGAGAUACAAGAGAUUCUCUCAUCAGUGUCUUCCGAUUUCCUCGAUCGAUCUUGUUUUUGUUCCGAAGAGGAAAAGAGUUGCUAGCAAUGUUACCAGAAGAAUUAUUCAUAAUAAGGAAGCGGGAUCUAGUAACACUGAUCCGGUUUCUGAAGCUUUGAAAAAAAGUGGUGCGAACGUUCGGCGGCGUUAUUUAAGCCAAAGAAAAGAAGAGCCACCAAUACCAUCACCAAGUGGUGUUGGAAAAAAUGUGUCAUUUCUGGACCCUUCGACAAUCCCUGUUUAUAUGACUGAAGCGCAAAAUAAGGCAAUAUUUUCAUAUGUCAGGCCAGAUAAGUCAUCAGCUGAAAAACUUUAUCGGUGCAAGCACUGUAAUGAAACGUUCAAGUCAGAAAUGAUGCGGUAUUGCGAAAAACUUAGUCGGGCUCCCAAGGGGCUCGUUGCAGGAGGGAAGAAAGUUCCUUGUAUGACUUACAGUCAAAACCACUUCUCCUUUGUAUCUUUGCGCAUGCAAAAUCAAGCUACUUAUUCUUUACCCCUCGCUGAGUAUGGGGCAAAGCUUCCGGAUGACAAUAAGGCUGAUAGCCUCAUUCAAGUUGCAGUAUAUGAAAAACCUGGUCGAAUAGCGAUUACUCAUGGGAAGAUCAUUAGUACGGCCAGCUACAAACCGUACUAUCCCGAUGCAGCAAUAGAAAACGAAAUAUUAGAAAGCACGUCGUUAAAAUAUAUGACAGAAACAGUGCCGUGA